CCCGGGGGAGGGGGGUGGUGUCCCCGGCUGGUCUGGGGGGUGCGUUGCCCGGAGACGGAAAGUUUGGGAGCCUGUGCAAGACCAGCCGUGGCCCCGGGGAGGGGGUCCAAGGGGUGGUGGCCCUGGGGAUGGGGAAGGAGCAGGAGCUGCUGGAGGCGGCCCGCACCGGGCACCUCCCGGCCGUGGAGAAGCUGCUGUCCGGGAAGCGGCUCUCCUCAGGCUUCGGGGGCGGCGGCGGCGGCGGCGGCGGCUCAGCGGGCGGCGGCGGCGGCGGCGGCGGCCUCGGCAGUUCCAGUCAUCCCCUCUCCAGCCUGCUCAGCAUGUGGAGAGGGCCAAAUGUGAACUGUGUUGACAGCACCGGCUACACUCCCCUGCACCAUGCAGCACUGAAUGGUCACAAGGACGUGGUCGAGGUCCUCCUGAGGAAUGAUGCACUUACCAACGUGGCUGACUCAAAAGGCUGUUACCCACUGCACUUGGCAGCCUGGAAAGGAGAUGCCCAGAUAGUGCGCUUGCUCAUCCAUCAAGGGCCCUCGCACACCAGAGUCAACGAACAGAAUGCUCUUGAGAUCAGAGAACUCAAAAAGUACGGCCCCUUUGACCCUUAUAUCAAUGCCAAGAACAAUGACAACGAGACAGCACUCCAUUGUGCCGCCCAGUACGGCCACACUGAGGUGGUGAAGGUGCUCUUGGAGGAGCUCACCGACCCCACCAUGCGCAACAACAAGUUCGAGACACCUUUGGACCUGGCAGCGCUCUAUGGGAGGCUGGAGGUGGUGAAGAUGCUUCUCAACGCGCACCCCAAUCUCCUGAGCUGUAACACAAAGAAGCACACUCCCCUGCACCUGGCAGCAAGGAAUGGCCACAAGGCUGUGGUCCAGGUCCUCCUGGAUGCCGGCAUGGACAGCAACUACCAGACCGAGAUGGGCAGUGCUUUGCAUGAGGCUGCUUUGUUUGGCAAGACGGAUGUGGUGCAAAUCCUGCUGGCUGCAGGAAUUGAUGUCAACAUAAAAGACAACCAUGGACUGACUGCCCUCGACACCGUGCGGGAACUGCCCUCUAAGAAGAGCCAGCAGAUAGCAGCACUUAUUGAAGCUUCUUUUUAUUCUUUUCAUAUAGAUCACAUGACUGGAAAAAGAAGUAUGAAAGAAUUAGAUAAAGCCUCUACACUCCAGCCAUCUCUCCUCCCUAGUAUUGACUCCACUGCACAGAAGUCUCAGGGUGAUGUGGAGAAGGCAGUAACUGAGCUGAUCCUUGAUUUUGACACAAAUGCUGAAGAAGAGGGUCCCUAUGAGGCCCUGUACAAUGCUGUCUCCUGCCACUCCUUAGACAGCACAGCCAGUGGGCGAUCAUCUGACCGAGAUUCCGUGAAUAAAGAGGCUGAGGCUACAGGAGCCAGGACUGCUGGGAUGAGGCCUAGGGACCGUCCACCGCCUCCAGCAAAGCCACCACCUGAUGAAGAAGAGGAAGACCGCCUCAGUAAGAAGUACUUUCCCUUGGCAGCUUCUGAGGUCCUGGCCACGAGACCCAGGAUUCAGGGGAGUGAAGCCAGGGAAGAGGAUGAGCACCCUUAUGAGCUGCUUUUAACAGCAGAGACGAAGAAACCAGCAUCAGCAGACGGAAGAACAAAAGACCACAGGCGGAGCAGCGGUAGCCGGAGCCAGGACUCUGCGGAGGGGCAGGACGGGCAGGUCCCGGAGCAGUUCUCAGGUCUCCUCCACGGCUCCUCCCCAGUGUGCGAGGUUGGGCAGGACCCUUUCCAGCUGCUUUCUGCCACUGGCCAGAACUAUCCAGACGGGUCCCCCCAGCAGGGCGCCUGCCACGAGGCCAGCAUGCAACUAGAGGAGACGGGUUUGCAUACUCCUGGAGACCCUCAGCCCCGCGUCCUGGACCAGAGCAACCAAGUCGGCUACCCAGCAGGCCUGCCUUCCUCCACCAACAGCCGAGCGCACCCUGAGACUUUGACUCUCCUAGCACCUCUGCACCCUGGUGGUGCUGAGGAAGAAGGAGACCGGAGCGGGGCCAGAAGCCGAGCCCCUCCCACUACCAAACCCAAAGCUGAGCUCAAACUCAGCCGCAGUUUGUCCAAAUCUGACUCUGAUCUCCUGACCUGCUCACCUACUGAGGACGCUACAAUGGGGAGCCGGAGCGAGUCUUUGUCCAACUGUAGCAUCGGGAAGAAGAGGCUAGAGAAGUCACCGUCCUUUGCCUCCGAGUGGGAUGAGAUUGAGAAGAUCAUGAGUUCCAUCGGAGAAGGGAUUGACUUUUCUCAAGAACAGCAGAAGAUCUCAGGUUCGCGGACGCUGGAGCAGAGCGUUGGGGAGUGGCUGGAGUCGAUCGGGCUACAGCAGUAUGAGAGCAAGCUGCUUCUGAAUGGCUUUGACGAUGUCCGCUUUCUGGGGUCUAAUGUGAUGGAAGAGCAGGACCUGAGAGAGAUUGGCAUCAGUGAUCCACAGCACCGGCGGAAGUUGCUGCAGGCUGCCCGCUCCCUACCCAAGGUGAAGGCCCUAGGCUAUGAUGGAAACAGUCCCCCCUCGGUGACCUCCUGGCUGGACUCCCUGGGGCUGCAGGACUACAUCCACUCAUUCCUAGCCAGUGGCUACAGCUCCAUCGACACUGUGAAGAACCUCUGGGAGCUGGAGCUUGUCAAUGUCCUGAAGGUCCACCUGCUGGGCCACCGCAAACGCAUCAUCGCCUCCCUCGCAGAAAGACCCUACGAGGAGCCACCCCAGAAACCCCCACGGUUCUCCCAGCUGAGAUGCCAAGAUUUAAUGUCCCAGACAUCGUCCCCACUGAGCCAGAAUGAUUCCUGUACCGGGCGGUCAGCUGACCUGCUGCUGCCUUCGGGGGACACGGGCAGGAGGCGGCAUGACAGCCUGCACGACCCCACGGCGUCCUCUCGGGAACGCUGCCGAGUCCAGGAGGAGCCCCGGGAGGCCAAGCUGACCCUGCGGCCGCCCAGCCUGGCUGCCCCGUACGCCCCUGUGCAGAGCUGGCAGCACCAACCAGAGAAACUCAUCUUUGAGUCCUGUGGUUAUGAGGCCAACUACCUAGGCUCCAUGCUGAUCAAAGAUCUGCGAGGGACAGAAUCCACACAAGACGCCUGUGCCAAAAUGCGGAAAUCCACCGAGCACAUGAAGAAGAUCCCCACUAUCAUCCUGUCCAUCACAUACAAAGGUGUCAAGUUCAUCGAUGCUUCCAAUAAGAACGUCAUCGCAGAGCACGAGAUCCGGAACAUCUCCUGCGCGGCCCAGGACCCAGAGGACCUGUGCACCUUUGCCUACAUCACCAAGGACCUGCAGACCAGCCACCACUACUGCCAUGUUUUCAGCACGGUGGACGUGAACCUGACCUACGAGAUCAUCCUGACGCUGGGGCAGGCGUUCGAGGUGGCCUAUCAGCUGGCCCUGCAGGCCCAGAAGUCAAGGACCCUGGGGGCCGCUGCCGCGGAGACGAUCGAAACAAAGUCUUCCAAGCCGGUGCCGAAGCCUCGGGCCGGCACAAGGAAGUCUGCCGUGCCGCUGCCCCCCGAUAGUCGCUGUUGUUACUGUCACACCUGCACCACCCACCGUCCUUCCUACCUACCGCUGCCGUCUCUUAGUCCCGGAGUCAAGCUGGAACCACCUGAUACGGACCAAGAGGCCCCAUCUCACGCCAGUGUCUCCUGGAUUGUGGACCCGAAGCCAGACUCUAAGCGGAGCCUCAGCACCAACUGAGCCACUGAGGAACCGCACUGUGCUGCAGAAACGCAGACCUGGGGCGCACAGGCUCCGCCUCCCUCCAUCGCCGCCUCGCCCACGGCUCUGAAGACCCAGGCCCAGCCCCUGCCUCUGGGAGCUGCUCUCGGCUGCCUGGCCUGGGCCUGCACCACCAGGUCUUUGAGAGUGAGUCCUGCCCCAGCUGCGGAGACGACUCCAGGCCGCUAGCCCAUGACACUGGAACUCUAGAGGGCCAAGAAGUGAUUCGCUCAGAAUACAUGUUUUUAUUAGAAAACCUUUUUAUAAAAUGAAAUUUUAACACUUGGCUCAACAUCUAGGUAAAACUGCCAACUUGAGACAAAUGGCCAUGGGGUCAGAGGGCAGAGGCUCUGAGAUCAGCCAGAAGGCUGUGUGCAGCCCUGUCCUAGACCUCCGCACAGCAGGGCUGCGGGAGCAAGCAGCAGCCUCUGCAUGAGUUGAAGGAGCAGGCUCAGGCAGAGUUGACUUCUUGUCCCUGUUUAGAGCCGGGUUCGGGCUUUCCAGUAGAAACACAGCCUUACAGGCUUCUGGGCCAAAGCAAAGGCCGCCAUUUCUUUCUUGGGGCCCAAAAUGGUGCCUGGAAGUCGUGGUGGCGCCGGGAGCGUGUCUGUGGCUCACUGUCGGUGGUCAGAGCCCUGCCCCAGGCUGGCUGCCCCGCGCUCUGACAUGCUGGGCAGCCAAGCUCGCUGCCUAGCCACUGAUGGCUCAUCUGAGGAGAUGUGUGGGCAGGGCUCUUUGGGAUUCUCUAAACGACUGGUUUCAUUGAUUUUCCAUGGCUGACGUCUCUCUGGUGCAGGUGUGGGAAAGGCUGAUCGGGGGACAGUCAGUCUGAUUCCCCUGCCUACCCCCUUUUUAUGGCCUUGGGAGUGGGCUGGGAUCCUGGGCCAGCCCCGCUGCCCAGAGCUUCCUGUCAGCUUGCUUUGCUUUCCCUAGUGAUUUGGGCGAUGGUCUUCCUUCUGGAGUUAAUCAGAGGUGUCGGGGCCUGGUUCCAGUGGGGCAGAGAGGCACAGCCAAGCCAGCCACUGCCCAGGCCCUUCCAGAGUGAGCAGCAGAGAGGAGCACUGCCCAUCCCCGCCUCCGCCUCCAGCUCAUCCCCGUCCUCCCAGCAAGGGCUGCGAAUUGCAGCAGGUGUGGGGAGUGUACCCCACUACAACAGAGGCCAGUUGUCUUCCAUGGCUAGGUACUAAAAAGGACCUGGAAGUUAAACUUCAUGUCCUACCCUGGCGCAGCUCACACUGCAGGAACCCCUGAAGACGCGUGGCACUGCUGCUGGGCGCCUUCCCCCAUCCCCCUUCCCCCUGGGAGCAGGCGCAGGUCAGGCGGCUCUGCCGGAGGGCACCAGGCCUGACGGAGGCGAGUAGACCCUCCUCCCUUGAGUUCGAGUAGACCCUCCGAUGAGCUCCUCAAGCUGUACUGUUUUUCAAUCGCCCGGAGGCAUUUGUUUCCCUUGAAGCUGCUAUAUCUUAUUUAUUCAGGGUGUUUUCAUUAUUGGAAAGCCUUGGUCAAUCUGCUCUGGAUCUUGUUUUGUGAUUGGUUUAUUUGUGAAUAUUCCAGAAAGAAAGCUUACUGGACCUGUCUUUUGCUUCCUCUCCCUCCUCCUCUACUCCACCUUGGGGCCUCCCUUCCCUAGAGGGAAUGUGGUUAACUCUCAGGAGAGGUGUCAGGAGGAGCGGCCCUAGCCUUCGCACUUCCCCGAGCACAGGACACGGGAGUGUGGCGCACGCUCGCCGUGAAGGAACCCGUUCCGGUGGGAGGCGUAAGGCGCCCCCAGUACCUGUGCUGGCCUUUCCUGCCCCCUCCCGUCCCCUCCGCUCAGCGGCUGCCCUGGGCCCGAGGCCUGGCUCUGUCUGAACCCCUGCACUUCCCGCCGGGGCCUCCAGUGCCCUGCGGGGGGAAAUCCCUGAGGAGCCUUGGGCGUGAGCAGAGGUGCAGUCGGCAAGACAAACUAGUCUGAACUUGGUCGGGUUUUUGAGGUGCCCACGCCUACACAACACAGUUCACCAGAGUGGUGUUGCUGAUGGCAUGGCGAUGAACUGUAAUAAAAAGGUUAUUUAAUCUGUCUCCAUAUUUUGAUACUUGAAUGACUCCCCUUUUGUUUUACUGUACAUAGAAUUGUCUAUCUGUCUGAAUUUGUCUGAAUUAUAAACACCUUGUGGUACCAAACAUAACCAACCUGUGCAACAACAUAGACUGACCUCACUACACACAGUGUAAAUAUUUCUGGGCUUCCAGCUUUGGUUUUGUUAUUUUCAUAACUGUACAAUUUAGAACAGACUGAAUUAAUAAAUGAGAAGCAAUGUCAAA
Messenger RNA from Perognathus longimembris pacificus (Pacific pocket mouse), 6041 nucleotides. It is a transcript of the gene Anks1a, whose product is annotated as ankyrin repeat and sterile alpha motif domain containing 1A. Gene Ontology annotation, molecular function: protein binding. Bases 129 to 3716 code for a protein of 1195 amino acids. NCBI's taxonomy places the organism in Eukaryota, Metazoa, Chordata, Mammalia, Rodentia, Heteromyidae. The record is from RefSeq and is a predicted model, not a curated record. The transcript has 26 exons. Gene Ontology annotation, cellular component: cytosol.